Mytilinidion resinicola is the source of this 1844-nucleotide messenger RNA. RefSeq lists its product as uncharacterized. The transcript is spliced from 7 exons. Gene Ontology annotation, cellular component: cytoplasm; nucleus. Lineage: Eukaryota; Fungi; Ascomycota; Dothideomycetes; Mytilinidiales; Mytilinidiaceae. The record is from RefSeq and is a predicted model, not a curated record. The coding region runs from base 91 to 1524 and encodes 477 amino acids.
CAAAAAGUUUCUGAGACAGCCCCUUUGAUACUGCACGUCCACAACAUCUCAAAGACACCGACCCAACCGACGAUUGAAGCGCAACCAGCAAUGACCGACUCUCCCGCCGUGCGCAUACCACUGGACCCGCGCGAGCAGCCGAUCCUGGACAAACUGCUCUCCAUUCGAACGGACCUCGAGCUCCUGAAGGGUGACAGGUCGACCUAUGUCAAGUCGGAGGAUGUAGUAGCCUUGUACAAUCAACUCAUCGAGCAAGUGGCCGUACUCAACGAGCUUCGGACGAACAGGCGCAAUGAGCAGAACAGAGUCGAUACGGUUUUGGAUGAUUGCUUCCAACUCAUCUCGCUAUCAUUCUUGACAAUAGGCAAAAAUCACGAAGCGCCUGCUGUAUAUUCCGCCAUAUCAACGAUAAAACGUCUACUCGAGCAUCUCAAAGAAGCGGCCUUCUUCUCUCCGAAAGAUUUGGAGUCUAUCAGCACCAGUCUACAGAAAUCCCGAGAUUACUGUGAAAGGGGCAGAGAAAGCUACAGUCCAAACUUCUUGACUCUUCUGGAAGCCCGAAUUCAAGUCUGUCAAGACAUUCUAUCAGAGCUAGAGCUAUCCCUAUCUCACCUGACUCCGGAACUCCGCCCGAAGUAUGACAAGCUGGUUUCCAUUCUCCGUUCCCUGUCUGCUUGUAACACCAGAUCAAAGUUCCCUACCGCAGAAGUUGAAGAUUUCCGCCAACAGCUCGUGGAGCUUCAGGAAAGCUUCGCUGCAGAAGGAGUCGUUCUGCUCGAGACCGAGGGCACGAUAGAUGAGCAGUUAGCGGAGAUGGCGCGGAAACUAAAACUGUCCCUCGAACAUCCUGAGCCUGCUCCGGAUGCUAAGAAUCUCAUUGCGACUUUGCUCUCAAGAUGCUUCCUUUGGAUCGAACUUAUCAAACAGAAGCAGGGAAAGAUCGAUGAGAGAUUCCAAGAGACCUACGACAAGUUGCUGGAAAUUCGCAACAAACUGGAAAAGCUAUCUCUCACUCAAGCAUGGUCGCUGAGGGAGACGGACCUUUACAGCUAUCAGCGACAACUUGACCGAAUAGAUGAGGCUCGUGUCAAUGGAAACUUCCUGGAUGCUUCGAAUGUGCCGGCGGAUCUACAUGCUCAACGAACUCUUCUAUAUCUCCUACGGAAGAGCUACGCCAUCAUUUACCAUCUCAUCAUCUCAUCCGAACCAGUCUCCGAGGCCCUUCUGCCAAUCUACAAUCAACUGAAUACGCUGAAACGAUGUUUGGUAGAAGUGAAGAAAUCCGGAGGCAUCGACUCCCCACGGGAGCUUUACCCUUACAGCAUGAAGCUAAAUUCGAUUGACAACAUGAGAGUAGACGGCAAGUUCAUGGUUGGUUCAGACAUACCUGACGGACAGGGAAGCGUUACCCAGCUGCUGGAAGAUUGUUUUGAGCUUCUUUACGAACUCCGCACGGAAGCGGAGGAGAACCAAUCCGAUAGCGAAGAUGACCUUGUGGCAAAGACUGAAGUUGCUGCAACUUAGUGCAAACUGAAGCUGCAAUGGAUGUGCUGCUAGGAUAGUAAAUGGUGUGGUCGGUUUCACUUUGCUAAAUCGGCGUUGGCGGCACCUUUGAUUCAGCAUAGAUUUCAUUACGUGUCUCCGGCUAGGGUCAAAUUCGGGAGGCGUAAUUCCUGGUGCGGAAGUAGGGAGUGUCUCAGGCUCGUGUGAUUUGUAGCGAUAGGUCAGGUGUAAUCACUACGCAAGCUGUAUUCUAUUCAACUGUUCUAGUCCGUCUUCUUCGUCGUGAACGUAGGCUCCACUAUCUGCGUCCUUGAAAGUCAAUCGAGGCCCGUAGCUGAUGC